AUGGCCGCGCUGAAGAGCGACCCCGACCGCCAGCAUGCAAAGACGGACGCCGACGCCCCUGCCGCCGCCGCUUCCUCGCCCCUGGCCCGCGUCAUGCGCGAGUUCGAAGACCUCGUGCUGCGCUUCGAGGCGGGGCUUCUGCGCUCGCUGGAGCCUGACCACCGCGGGCGGCGUGACCAUGUGAGGCGAGAGGCGUGCAGGCUCGCGGUCGCCGAGCUCGGCACCAGGUACACGAAACUGCAGAUCCGCCGCUCGCUGAGCGCCGCUGAAGCUCAGGGACGGCGUGUCGAGCAGCUGCUGCACGCCGCCCUCGACGCAGGCAGCGCCGACGACGACGCCGCCGACGACCUGCGCGGCAUCCACCAUGGUUACUUCCGCCUGUAUUCGACCGAGCUGUUCGACAUGCUUGGCCAGCCCGUCGACUUACGCCUAGGAACCGUGCGAUUCCACCACUGCCACGCCAGACCCCCGCACACGGCGCGCGAGCCCGACCACGGCCCUGUGUCGCUCGAGCUGGCCCUGGGCUCGUCCUUUUUCGUUGCCGACGCUCUCGAGACACUGCCCUUCCACGCCUUCAAAGUGCCCCAGACGCCCUCCCUGCAGAACCGCGGCAUCCUCAGCAGGAAGCCCGACGACCACGGCGCAUUCCCAGGCUACGACUCCUGGCUGCUGUUCACCUUCCUCGGCAACGGCUGCCUGAAGCUCGAAGUCCCCAUUGAGAUGUGCGCCGAUGUUUACGGCGGUCCCCUCAGAGGACGAGAAAACGAAGAGGUACACUUCUGGGGCGUCUUUGUUGAUGACGACGCACCGUAG
Molecule: messenger RNA, 813 nt
Organism: Didymosphaeria variabile
Lineage: Eukaryota; Fungi; Ascomycota; Dothideomycetes; Pleosporales; Didymosphaeriaceae
Exons: 1
Coding region: 1-813 (270 amino acids)
Source: RefSeq, a predicted model, not a curated record